AGUUUACUUGAAGUAAUAUAAGUGGUACAAUGUGGCAUAUAAUAAUUUACUUGUUUUUAAUAUUCUCACAAUUUUACAUCGUAUCUUCACAAGAAGAAAAUCAAAUCUUUGAAGAAUUCGCUUGUGAAAAUAAUACUAAUGUGCAUUUUGAUUGCGAUUAUUCCAAUCAAUACAGUGAUUUAUUUCAAGAACCACGCAAGAAGAUUCAAAUUGUGGAUGGAUUUUACGGAAGAGAUGAAAAUACAAACUGUGUGCCUAGAAAAAAAGGCAAAUUAAUUCUAGCUAAAAGUUCGAAUUGCACUUUGGAUAUAGCAGAUUUUAUGAGAAAGCGCUGCGACGGGUUAGAAAGAUGUGACUAUAAUUCUACAAACGAUUUUUUUGGGGGUAAUCCGUGCAUAGGUGAUCCCAAGUAUACCACUAUUCAUUACCAAUGUGUGGCUCCAGAAGAAACCACAACUGAAGCAGCCACGGAACCUCCAGAAGCAGUAGUUGAUGGACCCACUAUUUGCUUCUCACGUACCAUACGCAUACAGUGCGCAAAGAAGAAAAUAAAAGUCAAAAAAGUUUUCUUUGGUAGAACAGAUGACACUACUUGUAUACCCAGCUCGGUCAAAAACAAAUUUGGCAAUAAUUUAAAUUAUAAAUGCGAUGGAAGUGAUGUAGCGCUUAAAUAUACCAAAAAACUAUGCGAUGGCAAAAGUACGUGUGAUCUAAUAAAUGCCGUUGGGACUGGAGAUGGAAUUAUGAAUAGUGGUUGUAAUGCUGCUCAAGUACCUUACUUACGAAUAAGUCAUUCAUGUGUUUAAUUAAAUUG
Messenger RNA from Brassicogethes aeneus, 814 nucleotides. Lineage: Eukaryota; Metazoa; Arthropoda; Insecta; Coleoptera; Nitidulidae. The record is from the annotation of a GenBank genome assembly.